AUGGCACGCGAUACGCAAAACACGGCGCCCCAGCGCGGCAAGGCGCGGGGGCGUGGUGGGCACUCUUCUCGUGGUGGUGGGCGUGGCGGUAGCAAGGCGCAUGGUACACAGACGCGUGCGCCUGCAACGUCGAACGACGUGGUGGCUGUGACGGACGCGGCAUCGAAUGCGUCUACAGCCACGUCGACGCAGGUCGCCGCAGCGAAGGCAGCCGCAGCCGCGGCAGCUGCAGCUGCAAGCCAGACCGACGAUGACGACGAGGCCGAGAUCUGUUUCAUCUGUGCCGAGCCUGUGCGUCUAUUUAGUCUGCCGCCCUGCAAUCACCGUGUAUGCCAUAUCUGCUCGAUGCGUCUUCGCGCGCUAUGGAAGAAACGCGAGUGCACAUUCUGCAAGGCCGAAGCCACGCGUGUGAUUUUCACGGCCAAUGCGACCAAGGCGUUCGGUGCGUAUACGCCUGACGAGUUGCCGUAUGUCGACGAGAAGCUAGCCAUCUACUUUGAAACGGAGCAGGACUACCAAGACACGAUCUCCCUCCUGCGCUUCAACUGUCCUAACCCGAAAUGCGAGGCCAUGUGUGCUGGAUGGGCCGAUUUGAAGACGCAUGUAAAGCGGGAGCACUCGCGCCUGUUGUGUGAUCUCUGCAUCAAGCACAAAAAGAUCUUUUCGCAUGAGCAUACUCUCUACACUGCAGCCUCGUUGCAAGCGCACCUGACGAACGAGCAUCACUACUGUGAGUACUGUCGUCAGCACUUUUACAGCGACGACGAACUGUGGGUCCACAUGCGCGACAACCACGAACAGUGCCAUAUUUGCAAGCAUCGCAGUGAAGAGGAACGUUGGCGGUACUAUAAGGACUAUCGCAUGCUCGAGCAGCAUUUCAAGAAAGAGCACUACUUGUGCCCAGCCCGCGAGUGCCUUGAGAAAAAGUUCGUCGUGUUUGAGAACCAAAUGGAGUUCCAAGUGCACCAGGUCCAAGAGCAUGGACAUACACUCUCGAGCCGGGAAAAACGCGAUGCCUUGCGCGUCGAUGCAAGUUUCAUGUACACUGAGGAACCUUCCUCGUCAUCUACACGUCGUCCCGCGAAGAACCGCGAGCGUGGCGCUGCGAAUGCCCCGACGUCGUCACGACGUGCGCAAUUCGGCAGCACUUUGUCGUCGUCAGGCGCCUCGGCGUCGGCUAACACCGGCGAGAACGAUCCUUUCUGGUCGACGGUGCUCACUGUCUUGAACGACUCGACCAACAAGCUGACCGCUUGCAAGGCGGCCCUGCAGUCGUACGCCGCCUCGGAAAUGACCGCGCAAGACGUCCUGCAAACUGUCAUGAACGUCACAGGCGAGGGGGCUCAUUCCUUCGACGUGGGUACCGCCGACUUGGUCCUGCAAAGCAUGUCGGAGAUUCUACAGAACAACGAAAAGAAAGAGGAGCUGCGUCGGGCGUGGGCCAGCGUCAAAGCCCAGCAUACACAGGCCGAGCCUUUCCCUACCCUAGCCGCUGCUCAAAACUCACACUCGGUGCGAUCUCUGAAAAGCGCUGCGUCCGGCAAUGCCCGCGUGUGGGACAAUGUAGCUCGCGCUGCGUCGUCCAAAGCACCUGCGCGCACACCUGACCAAUUCCCGUCCUUACGCGCUGCGUCUUCGCGUGUUCCUGGCUCAGCGGCGCACAGUGCGGGGUCCUUGCAACGUGUUCGCGCGAAUGCUGGGCACUCGUCCUGGGGCGCUGCGGCGCCUCCACCUUCGUCGUCAAACGCGUUCCCGGCGCUCGGCACACCUGCGCCUUCGUCUACGCCGCGCCCUGCUAGUGUGCGUGUGGGCGGCGCAAGUGCCAGCGGGAAGAGCGCUGCGUUGUCCUCCAACCACUUCCCGAGCUUGCCGACCUCGUCGGCGCAUGCUGAGCGACAAGCGCAAAAACGCGAAUUGUUCGGUACACCACGCACGGCCAACCCCCUUGUGCCCACUGCACCGGCCUCGCGCUGGGGCGCCUCUUCCUCCUCCGCAUCCACCUCGCUGUCCGCCGAGGCCUUCCCAUCGCUGCAGUCCAUGUCGGGGGCCUUGCCCAGAGACGAUCCGGUGGCUUCGGCGGCGGCUGCUACACCGACUUCCGGCAAGCAGCGACGACGCAAAGGUGUGCUGUUGUCUUCGGUAGGCUCGAUGCAUCAUGUAUAG
Messenger RNA from Malassezia pachydermatis, 2163 nucleotides. Its product is annotated as e3 ubiquitin ligase. Gene Ontology annotation, biological process: protein ubiquitination; rescue of stalled cytosolic ribosome. Gene Ontology annotation, molecular function: ubiquitin protein ligase activity; ribosome binding. The transcript has a single exon. The record is from RefSeq and is a predicted model, not a curated record. NCBI's taxonomy places the organism in Eukaryota, Fungi, Basidiomycota, Malasseziomycetes, Malasseziales, Malasseziaceae. The coding region runs from base 1 to 2163 and encodes 720 amino acids.